AUGGCAGUGAGAUUGGAACAAAUAGGAAAAGCCUAUAAAUGUGUAUUAGAAAUAAUAGAUGUUGAAAAUAAAGAUGGAGGAAAAUAUAAAAUUACUGCAAAAAAUGACCUUGGUGAAGCUAAUUCAACAAUCAAUCUUAAUUUGGAUACGGAAGAAGAUGAAGAAGAGGAAGAUGAAGGAAAACCUGCAUUCUUGGGAAAACCAGUUAUAAAGCAGUCUAAUGAUUUCAAAGAUAUAUCAUUUGUUUGCAAAUUAACUGCAGAUCCAAAACCAGUUAUGCAAUGGUAUCAUAAAGGAUCUCCCCUUAAGGAUGGUGGUCGUUAUAAGUAUAGUUUAACAUUAGAAAAAAAUGUAUAUAUUGCAUCUUUAACUGUCUUCCAAGUAGGGGAUGUAGAUGAGGGUGAUUAUAAAGUCAUUGCUAAAAACUCUGCAGGCGAGAGUUUUGCAACUAUUAAUCUUAAUUUUGAAGGUAAGAAUUUACUGUCUUAUCUCAAGAAUAUUGGUUUUUUACAUUUAUAUACAUAAAUGUGUAUAUUCAAUGUAAAUAUAUAUCUAAAAAUCAAUAUAUAUACUGUAGAGCAAACUACUUAUAAUACAACUUUCAGCAGUUACAUUUCUCACAAAUAUAAACAUUUUUGGUCUUGUAAUGUUAUAAAUAUAAGCUUGCU
Messenger RNA from Centruroides sculpturatus (bark scorpion), 668 nucleotides. RefSeq names its product twitchin-like. Gene Ontology annotation, molecular function: axon guidance receptor activity. Lineage: Eukaryota; Metazoa; Arthropoda; Arachnida; Scorpiones; Buthidae. The coding region runs from base 1 to 525 and encodes 174 amino acids. Gene Ontology annotation, biological process: homophilic cell-cell adhesion; synapse organization. The transcript is spliced from 4 exons. Gene Ontology annotation, cellular component: plasma membrane; neuronal cell body; axon. The record is from RefSeq and is a predicted model, not a curated record.